Necator americanus (New World hookworm) is the source of this 441-nucleotide messenger RNA. RefSeq lists its product as uncharacterized. The record is from RefSeq and is a predicted model, not a curated record. Lineage: Eukaryota; Metazoa; Nematoda; Chromadorea; Rhabditida; Ancylostomatidae. Bases 1 to 441 code for a protein of 146 amino acids. The transcript has 4 exons. Gene Ontology annotation, cellular component: NuA4 histone acetyltransferase complex.
AUGUCUAAAGAUCAGCAUGACCUUAAACGCGAAUUGAAUGAUUUAAUUAAAAAGCGGGCAGAGAUUGCGGAAACCCUAGAGGCGUUGGAAAAUCAAAUAUAUAAUUUCGAAGGAUCUUAUCUUGAGGAAACAGCGGAAUAUGGAAAUGUUAUAAAAGGUUGGGACCGAUACGCAUUAGCAAUGCCACCAUCAAAAUCCGGAGUGAAACUAGACAAAAAGGGACUAUCACGGAAAGCUGACAAAGAUGCCGAUCGGUUAUUCUCGUACUCUUCCGUGACUUCACCAGCAGCCCUGAAGCAUGCACAGCAACCACCGCCACCGUCUAUAACCUCAUCUGGAGCCCCGCUCACGCCGACAGUCUUGAAAAAUGAUAAUGUAGAAGACGAAGCGACUCGAGAAAUGAGAAGAUCGAAGAAGAGGAAAGCUGAGCCGGAUUAUUAA